Solenopsis invicta (red fire ant) is the source of this 1698-nucleotide messenger RNA. RefSeq lists its product as uncharacterized. The transcript has 3 exons. Gene Ontology annotation, biological process: sensory perception of taste. NCBI's taxonomy places the organism in Eukaryota, Metazoa, Arthropoda, Insecta, Hymenoptera, Formicidae. The coding region runs from base 244 to 1539 and encodes 431 amino acids. Gene Ontology annotation, cellular component: neuronal cell body; dendrite; axon. The record is from RefSeq and is a predicted model, not a curated record.
UUUAAUUUGUUAAUGUCGUGCUGAACUUAUAAAUACCACGUAAUUUAAUGUUGCCUAAGUAAAACGUUCUUCGUUGUGCAUGAAGCAUACGACGCGACGUGCGAGCUUCUAAGAGUGUUACGCUCCUAGGCAAGAUUUACUAUUCUUUUUAUAAAAUUUCUGUACCGCAAAGAUCUAUAGUAUGUAAUCAGCAGUCAUACUCUCAUUUGUGAAAUAACAAGCGUCGAUUAGUAAGAGGCGAAAAUGGAAGAGAAGGUACAUGUGCAAGUGAAAGACAACUCGCCAUCGAUAGAGCGCAUCUUACGUCCAAUAUCGUACUGCGCCUGGCUCUUGGGCGUCGGGAUUGCACAUCCGCGAAAGUUUUCAAAAUCUACAACGAUAAUCAUACGUAUAAUUCACCUUGCUAUGUGUUCCAAUUUCACGAUACUCAACACAACAUUUUUCUUCACUUCUUUUUCUUCCUCUCUACGGAUAUUCACCAUACAAAUGUACUUAUAUUGUCUAAACAUAAUGACAAUAUGCAUAUCAGCCUUUUAUUAUAUUUAUCACGGAAUGAGGCAGUACAAUAAGUGGCCGGAACUAAUGGACAGAUUGAAAGAACUCGAUCAGAAGAUCAGGGAAGAAAUAUCCAUGAAUGACCGGUCUAUAAAAAUUGUCGAAGCGUUAGCAGUUCUCAUAACGUUCACUUGUCCUUUGAUACCAAUUAUUCAAUUUCUGUACGAUUAUUUUAAUUCUUCAUAUCUAAGUCAUUCUUCAUAUCACAAAAUGUUUAUAAUAAUUGUGCUGUUUUAUUACAUAUUAGCACAGUCGUUGAUCAACAGCUUUGUCUUCGACGUUGUUGUCUAUGUGUUAUAUUGCAGAUUUCAAACAGUAAAUAAAUUGAUUGUCCAGUUGGAUGAGUUAUACGAUGUGCAACAAAUAGAGUUCAAAAUUAAACGCAUCAGAGAAUGGCAUUUUGAUAUUUGUGAUCUCGCCAGAAUGGUAAACGAUAUUCAUAGUGUUUAUCUCCUCUUCUACUCGGUGAACUGCUUCAUCAAUGCUGUGGCUUCUUCAGCAUUUCUUUUUCAUGCCAUUUCCAAUUAUAAACACUUGGCGGAAAUGCUGCCAUAUAAUUUCUUUUACAUUGUAUAUGCUAUGCAAUUCUGCUUGAUUUGUUGGACUUGCACACUCGCGUGUCAAGAAUCCAAUAAGACCGGGAGACUCAUACACAAAUUUAUAUUGAAAUACAAAUCUGUGAAUCUUGAUAAAAACGAGGCGAGUAAUCAAUCAAGUCUAGAAAUGCUACUGGACGAUUUGGACAGCGAGCAAUAUUCUAAUUGUAGCAGCAGUCAUAAUCCGUAUGUCGAGGAAAAUUUUUUGCACAGAAAUCUCGACCGAGAAUGUGUCACAAAAGUGGUCAAUGAUUUUUCGACACAAUUGCAGCAGAAUCGAUUAACAUUUACGGCGUGCCAUUUCUUAGAACUAAACAAUACUUCGUUCUGUUUUUUCGUCGGGGUGAUCUUCACUUAUCUAACGAUCUUCUUUCAAAAUACUAAAUAAUAAUCUAAAUAAAAAAAAAAUACUAAAAAUGUAUUUGAAGCGUUCGGAAAUGUAUUGAAAUCCAACGUCAUGCUUUUUUGCAUUAUAUGUACCACUUGUAAACAUUUAUUCUUUUUCUAAAAAUUUGUGUACUGUUAUAAUGUAUAUUAAUAUUGUCUU